GGUCUCUUGAUUAGUCGCCGGAUGACCUAUAACCUACCGGCCCACAAUGCACCACGCGGGACAAACAUCGCGGGAAAAGACUUCAUAUUUUCAUCUCUCCAAUAUAGGGCGACCAUCUGGGAAGCCGAGGGUCUGUACCACCAGGAUGAGAGUAUCGAGGGCCCCCUCACCAGGACCCUGUGCAUCGCUGUACCAGACCUGGAGGAAACCGUGGAGAACAUUGACGUUGAGGAUGAGGUUGUCUCUGAACCAGCCGUCGGAACCAUCACCACUGUGGAGGGAGGCUGCCUAUCAGGUUUCACCCCGUUCAGGGACAGCUGCUUCAAGGCCUUCGAAAGUCCGGUGAAGUAUGAAGAGGCAAGCAGCCACUGCAGCAGCCUGGGGGGGUUCCUGGCCCUGCCGAAAGACCAGGACACCGUCGACUUCCUGCUCAAUGAUGUGGCAGAUAGUCUGCAGAGCAUUUCAUUUUUCAUCGGCCUGAGUGAUAAAGAGGAAGAAGGAAGAUGGAUAUUUGCUGAUGGGACCGAUCUAGGUUGGAGCAACUGGGCCCCUGGCGAGCCCAACAAGCCUGGGAACGAGAGCUGCACUGAGUUGUACAUACAAGAUAUUGCAAAACGCAGCAAUGCACAAAGGGGACAGUGGAACAAUGUGAUCUGUGGACAUUGCGAGCGCCCAUACAUCUGUCAAGUCCCACUACCAGUUGUCUACGAACCCACCCUCGGAAACAUCACCAUCUUCGAUGUGGAAGAAGAUGAAACUCUAGGAGAAGACAUUGAUGAAGAUGAGGAGGAGGAAGAUCCUGAAGAAGUCUUCUGGAGGUCACCUGCUGCUCCCAAGGUCAAGAAAGAUGGAUCUUGCCGUGGCAGGGAAAGCUGUCCCCUCAGCCCCGUGUUCAUCGCUCCUCGUGGGAACGACACCGAACGUGUGGACCAGAUGUGCUUCCAGCUGACCAACAAGCGGCCGAUCGCCUCCGAGCUGGACGCUGAACAGGAGUUUGUCUCAUUCAUCACCAACAGGGUCCAGAGCCUGCAGAGUUGUUGCCAGAUGAGCGGAAAUCCGCGUGCCAAGUGCAUCAACGCCACCCGCAAGGUCCACAUCAUCGACAUGUGCGAGCGCAUCCACAAGUACACCCCCCAUGCCAAAUAUGGACUCUCCCACCCCUGCUGCAGUCUUCACCAUGGCCAGCAGCUGGAGUGCUUUGAUCAGGAGAGGUACGGUGGCUUUAACCAGACCGUGCACUCCGUAAACCGUACCGAGGAGCUGGUGAAGUUCCACAUGGCGAUGAAGAUGAUAAAACGCCUGCCCUACAUGCCCAAGAUGGCUGCCUCCGUGGUGGAGAAGAAGUGUAAUUGGAUCCUGACAUGGUCUAACCAGAGUCACAGGUCCCCCCAUGAGUUCAUGAAGGGAUACUUCAAGUCGCACAUGGUGAAGUACGAGAGUUGCUGUAAGAAGGAGAGUCUGAAGGCCAAGGUCAGCUGUAUGGAGGAGCUCCGUAGAGAGAAGGUGGACAAGUACUGUGUGGACCGCUCUCUGGACAGGGAAAACCUCACCAGUCCCCGUGCACUAGAACCCAUCAACCCCUGCUGUAACCAGCCUGGGAACGAGCGCUACGAGUGCUUCCACCAGAUCGCCAACUCCACCUGGCAGGGCAAGAACUUCACUGGAACCUGCUACCAGUUUCUCAUCAAGAACUACAGGAAGGCUCGUCAAGUCUGGCUGGACACUAUUAAGCCUGUGCUGACCCCAGAGGAGUAUGGAAUCCUGGCUGCCACCAAACUGUGGUGCAUGAGCGAAGCCAAGGAAAAGCGCACUGUGCCAUGGUUCAUCGCCUACAGCAAGUUCAUGGCCCCACGAGGCAGCGACACCGUUGCCGUGGACAACAUCUGUCAGAUCACCGCGGCAACCCUGUCUGAGGAGGAGCUUGAUAUGGAGGACAUCCCUGUGGAGGCCUUCCAGGACGAGCUGGAGGAGGAUGGGGCCAGCUCAUCUGAAGAGAGUUCUGAAGAGUCUUCCUCUUCUUCUUCCUCUUCAUCUUCCUCUUCUUCUUCUUCUUCUUCUGAAGAGUCAUCUGAAGAAUACCAUCAUGGGAGGCCAGGUUGGAGGAUGUGGAAGCUGAAGAAGAUGAUUAAGAAGGCUCCUGAGGAGAUGAAGACCAAACUGAUGCUCAAGAUGAAGAUGAUGAUGAUGAAGAAGAAGAUGGGAGGGAAGACGAUGAACAUGCGGAAGCUGUGGUUCCAGAGGAGGGACCAGCUGCAGGCCUGCUGUAACCAUGACGACCGCGAGGCAUGCUUCGAUGAGCUCCGCAGCCAGCAUGCCAAUGAGGUGUGCGUCCUUGAUGAGAUCUCUGUAAAGGCAAAGGGUGGUGUAGCUAACCCCUGCUGUCUGAAGUCUGGUGUUGAGAAGACCGAGUGUAUGGACCAGGUUAGGAACGGCACCCUCGCCAAAAACAGCCAGAGCAACCAUACUGACCUCAUCGCUCAGUACAAGACCGAGACGACCCUGCAUGUACUGAGCAACCCAGAGAUCAAGGGGUGCAAACAUGCCGACAUCAAGGACCAGGGAGCCUGCUACUGUAAGAAGAUGAACUCCUACAAGAGCCAUAAGUCCUCUAGCUCUGGCAGCUACGGUGGCAAGAGUGCGUAUGCAGGGGAAUACAUGAAGAACCUCAUUACCUACAUCUGGGGACCCAUUGAUAAGAGCACUUGUGACAUUGGGAAGGAGCUGAAGGCCUGCUGCAGCUCUGAGACUGCGGAAGAGCAGAACGAGUGUUACAUUGAGACUCGCACAGAACACAUCAACUCAUACUGUCAGAUUCUUCAGGAUGACGCGGUGUCCAAGGAGGCUGUUGAGUGCUGUGAGAAGGACGGAGAAGAACGUCUUAAGUGUGUCGAGGGACUCAAGCCUGCUCCUUCUCACAGAAAUUAUCAUGAGAAGAAGAUGGUCUACAGUGACUGGCUGUCGGCUGUUCUCGGGCAGGAUGAAGACAGCAGUGAGGAGUCUUCCGAGGAAUCUUCGUCUUCUUCCUCAUCUUCUUCCUCAUCUUCUUCUUCUGAGGAGUCAUCUGAGAUGUCUUCUGAGGAGUCUUCUUCUUCCUCUUCUUCCUCCUCUUCCGAGGAGUCUUCCGAGAUGUCUUCUGAGGAGUCUUCUGAGGAGUCUUCUUCUUCUGAGGAGUCUUCUUCUUCUGAGGAGUCUUCUUCUUCUGAGGAGUCUUCUUCUUCCGAGGAACACGGAUAUGGUCAUCAUCGUGAACAUGGCGGUAGAAGUCACCAUGGUCAUCGUCGUGGUCGUCAUGGUGGUCACAGAAAACCCCACAGUAAACAUGGCAAGCCAGGUUUCCACCAUGGUCAGCACGGUAAGGAGCUGGACACUGUUUGGGACGUGUACGGCCACGGCCCGAAAAGUCCGCUGGAGUCUCCCCUCUUCCUGGCCCCGCGAGGGACUGAUACAGAAGGCAUCGUCAUCGCCUGUGCUGCUCUGGAUGUCCACCUGAAGGUGGAGGAGGAAGACAGCAAGGAAGACAGCCACAUGAUGCAUGGCAAGAAGUGGGGUGGCAAGUGGGGCAAGAAGUCCAUGAAGCAGGGAGGCUGGGCUAAGAAGUCCCUCCCCAGCUGGAAGCCUAACAAGGAGCUGCUGGGUCAGCAGCGCGUGUCCGAUCUGCAGAAGUGUUGCUCGGCAACUGGAGAGGAGCAGGUGUCCUGCUUCAAUGCCAUGAGGCUGACGAACAUAGACCAGACGUGCCACUUCUCCAUCCCCAUGGUGGGCAGCAUCGUGAUGCCGUGCUGUCAGCUGUCUGGGGAGGAGCGUCUGUCCUGCAUGGACCAGUCCCGCUACGGAUUUGACUCACAGAUUCACAGCAAGGACUACACCAAGAACAUCACCUUUGUUCAGGGUUUCUUGCACUUCGUUCAGAUGAACAUGAUGUCACAGCGCCCCCCAGCAUUCAACGAGCAAACUGCAGGCAGCUACUGCCAGAAAGUCAGGCGUGACAGUCUGUACUCCCUGGAGGAAUCUGAGGAGCCCACCCUUCUCCGUCUGGACCCCCUGCAGAGGUUCAGCAUGCUGUCUGUCCAUCAGGAGCGCUGCUGCCGCAAGGACGGGCAGGAAGCUGCCGCAUGUCUGGAGGAUAUCCGCCAGAAGAGGGUGAACAAGCUCUGUGAGAUGUACCCGAAAGUGGACCAGUGGAUGGACACCCUAGUGAACAAGACCAACGGCACCUAUCUCCACAAGUAUGUCCAGGAGGCAGUCACCUACAUCAAGGCUGACGUGCCUGAACAUCGCUGUUGCCGUAGCAACGAUGCGGACCGCAUGUCCUGCUUUGCUCAGGAGUGGCGCCCGUAUUCCCCCGCUGCCGACUCCCGCGACUUCUCCGCUGAGCUCAGCUUCUACAACAACAAGAUGAACGACUUUGCUAACGUUGCCGUUCGCUGGCUGAUGAGCUGCCCUUAUAUCCAGAAGAUGAUGUCAUCAUUCAAGGGAGGAAAACCAAUGAUGGAAAUGUCCCCGGCCAACAAGACUGUGAAGCGCUAUCACUCCGGCAAGGACAUUGACUCUGUCUACUUCUUUGUCCCUCGUGGGGAGGAUACUAUUCGUGUGGAGGAGAUCUGCAAAAAGGUGUCUUACAUGACUGACAACCCAACGCCCCGCGUCCCGUCCAACUUCACCGUCAGCGCAGAGGUCGCCAAGCGUCGCGUGGCACAACUCGGGGAGUGCUGCUCCUACGAGAGCACCGACCGUGCCGAGUGCUUCGAUUCGCUGAGACAGAACAGCGCUGACGAAGUGUGCGAAAGCUGCCCGAAGAUGAACCGCCAUCUUCUGCCAGAGUAUCCCUGCUGUGCUGAGACUGGGAGCAACAGACUGAUGUGUAUGGAUCAGAAGACGUAUGGCUACGAUGAGGACCGUCACACUGUGGACUUUUCCGCUCAGCUCGACGAGUUCUACACCCAGAAGUUUAUACUGAAGAGUGUCAUGGAUCCCUCGAAGGCUACUGGAAGGCGGAUGAACGCAACUGCAACCAAGACCUACUGCGACUGGAAGCAGAAGAUGUCACAGAAGAAGUGCAAGAAGGUCAUGUGGGGAAUAUACAAAGAUAUGAGUGAGAUCUGGAGCAAGAAGGCAGAGUGUUGCCAGAAGGAAACAGUAGAGGCCCAGCAGGAGUGUAUGAAUGGAGUCUUCCAGACGAGAGUGGACGAUGUCUGCAUCUGGUUGGAGGAGCCCGUGUCUGACUCCAUGAGUACUUUGGAGAAGAUUGCCAGAAGCAAGCCGUCUCGAGUGUGCUGUGAGCUGGAAGGCCAGAGCUCGAGCCGCUAUGACUGUUUCGCUCAGGCGGCUGGUGCAGAGUACAACCCGUACACAGACUCACGCGACUGUCUGGAAGGCCAGAGCUCGAGCCGCUAUGACUGUUUCGCUCAGGCAGCUGGUGCAGAGUACAACCCGUACACAGACUCUCGUGACUACAGCGACAUCCUCCAGCCUUACCAUGAGGAGUACAGCAACCUACUGAAGGAACACAAUGUCCAGGAGGACCGGUGGGCUGAGGCGCUCGAGUGCUGCGCCCUCGACACCUCCGAGGAGCGCCAGGACUGCCUGGAUGGGUUGAGGGAAGAGAAGAACAACCUGUUCUGUCAGGUUCAGCAGGAGAUGGGUGGGGUUCUGGAGGGAUCCAAGAUCGAACAGAUCAUCCGCAACCAGCCCCAGCACCCAUGCUGUGUGGCUCAGCAGGAGAUGAGUGGGGUUCUGGAGGGAUCCAAGAUCGAUCAGAUCAUCCACAACCAGCCCCAGCACCCAUGCUGUGUGGAAGAGGGAGAGCUGCGUUCGGACUGUUUUGACCAGGAUGUGAACGAGUACAACCCAUACAAGCACGCCGAGGACUUCACUCAGCGCAUGCAGCAGUACGAACAGGACUUCCAGGAGUAUCUGGAUGAUAGAAACAUCAAGUUGCCCCCAUGGAUGAGAGGGGAAGACUCAGACUCUUCUGAAGAGAGCGGUAAGUACAAAUUCUAG
Branchiostoma floridae (Florida lancelet) is the source of this 6000-nucleotide messenger RNA. RefSeq lists its product as uncharacterized. NCBI's taxonomy places the organism in Eukaryota, Metazoa, Chordata, Leptocardii, Amphioxiformes, Branchiostomatidae. The transcript is spliced from 40 exons. The record is from RefSeq and is a predicted model, not a curated record. The coding region runs from base 22 to 6000 and encodes 1992 amino acids.